CGAUCCUCGAGUACGGUAACCACAUGGAGAAGCCGAGAUCUAAGAGCUUACUACAAGGGUUUUAUUGAGACCUCCACCAACGAAGACGAUUUGAUGAAUUAAGACAAGACACUGUCAUCGAACAACGAAGGUACGGAUUAAUGUAUGCAAUUUGACAUCCAGCUGCAUAUCGUUGGUCGCACGCAGAUCAGCCUCCGUCUUUCUCCUGGCCUGAGCCGCUGCUGCAAUGGGGUGACCAUCGUGGUCAUCUUGGCUUUGGCAGUGACUAUGAUUUGUACACUAUUUGGCACUGGGCUCACUUGCUGUACUGGGGUCUUUCGAGCGCGUCUUCCCAAAGCCCCUACCAACUCGAAUGAAUCCUAACAGUGCUGCCGGCUCGUCCACGAAGCGGUCGCGCAUCUUAGCUGCGCUAGACAGCUCCAGCCUUUUCUCUGUCCCUUCCACGUCCGCUAGUCCUCCGUUGGACCAGCAGCAAGUACUGGGAAAGAGAUCAUACGAGGAUGUUGUCAGCGCCGAUUCGUACAUCGGCAGCGUCCGCGAAGACCUUUCUGCGAUGCCGGGUGGCUCGAAAAUUCGUGCGAGGAGAGUUCAUUCAACUGUCCUCUCCCAGCAAAAGUCACAAAUAGCGAAGAAGCUUGCCGACUCCGGCUUCCAGUUGAAUUACGACUCAGAUACACCUGUACACCGGAUAGAUGUCGGCGGUCCCGACCAAGCAGAAAAGUUGGCCCAAUUUGUGUACACUUCUAUCGAGAAUUUAGGUGAGGGGAGGACUGUACGCGAAGCUGUCCGUAAGCUCGGUCUGCAGAGCGAUAGAGAUCUCCUUCCGGGUUUAGAAGUACGUUUACUGCCACACCAACUCAUUGGUGUUAGCUGGAUGGUAGACCAGGAGAGAGCCACUCCGCACAAAGGAGGUAUUCUUGCUGACCAAAUGGGCCUUGGUAAAACCGUGCAGAUGAUAGCAACGAUGGCCAUCAAUCUUCCGAAGGAUUCUUCAUCUUCACAGACAACACUCAUCGUCGUUCCCUCCGCCCUUUUACAACAGUGGAAAGAAGAAAUAGAAACAAAGACCAACGAUUUGUUCACCGUUCACAUCCAUCACGGCCGCGACAAGUUACUGACGACAGCAGAUAUUGAAUCAAAGGACGUCAUUAUAACCACGUAUCAGACGGCGAGCAACGAAUUAUCAACUCCAGCUGACCUUGAUGAAGGUGAAGAGUUCCGGUGGCUCGAGAAUCACGGAGGGGUCCUAUCCCGUGUGAAGUGGCACCGCGUGAUUUUGGAUGAAGCACAUUUCAUCCGCAACAGAUCAACCGUCGCGAGUCGUAAUCUCGCCUUACUCCGUGCUAACUACCGCUGGAUGUUGACGGGCACCCCUGUCACGAACUCGCUCGCCGACAUAUAUGGCUUGAUUCGUUUUGGUCGUUUCAGGCCUUGGAAUGAUUGGAAUGACUUCAAUAGAUACGUGGCCAGAGAGCAGCGACAAGAUCCACCUCUGGCAGCCAUGCGAGCUCAGGAAAUCCUGAAACCUUUGCUUCUGCGUCGGACCAAGGAUUCUCAUCUGGACGGGGUACCCAUCUUGCAACUGCCCCCGAAACACAUAGAUCUCGUGGCGCUCGAAUUUUCGCCCGACGAACGGGAGCUUUACGACAAUUUCGAGAAGCGCAGUCGUAUCCGAAUCAACAGAUACAUACACAAUAGAACACUGCUUAAGAAUACUUCUGCAGUUCUGACCAUGAUUUUACGACUGCGGCAGCUUUGCUGCCAUCCAAACCUUAUUCUUAGUCAAGCGGAGGAUUACGUAGAUCCUACACUAAUCAUGUCGGACGACAAAGACAAGGAACUUGGUAGAGCGAUAAAGACUAUGGGAAAGGAGUGGGUAGAGAAGAUCAAGAAACGGUUCUUGGCACGUGCCCUAGCCAACGAUAUGUUUAUAUUCUCGGAUGAGCUGGACGAAGACGACUUUUGUCCCGUAUGCAAAGAUAUAUAUACGAGGGACUCAGGCCGAGUGUUAGCGUGCGGCCAUGAGUUAUGUUUCGACUGUUUGUUGGAGCUUAGCAAUUCGGCAAUUAUGCAUGACGGGGAGUUUGGCCUUGGCUCCGAGCAAGAAAACAUGCGCCAGGAGAAGGAAUAUGAGAUUGCGUCUGCGAAAGGAUAUAGACCUUGUCCUGCCUGCAAGAAGAUGAGCGAUCUUACGCAGCAGUCGGUUUUCAAGUCGUGUGCCUUCGAACCCGACAGAGAUGAAAUUCGAGAGGCUGCACGUGCCGCCAAACGUGCCCGAAGGUUAGAGCGUGCCCCCAAACUAGCACCGGUUAAACCAAAAGCCGUUGAUUCCGAUACCGAAGAGGAUAAGCCUCUGCGACCCGUAAAAUCUAGGUUCCGCGGUGGCACCCCUCUAGGUGACAGCUCGGAGGACGAGAUGCCAGACUUUUCCCAGCUAUUUGCGAGUAAAGGUAGCUUGAAAAAGAAAGCGAAGAAGAUAGACAAGGCUUCAUCCGAGGACGAUCUUGAUGACUCUGAUGACAUUGAAUUCAUUGGUGGAUCAAGCAACUCGCAGCAGCAAACUGUUGAAAGUCAAAAAGGGGAGGAGAAAACUAACGGCGAUGAGAGGGAGCCAACCGCCCUCCCUAAUGCCCUCCUUGAUGUGUGGAGAAGGGGUGAUGACGACCUCGAGCCAAGCGCUAAAAUGCUUGCGCUCAUUGACUCACUCAGGGAAGCUGCAGAGUAUGGUGACAAGUCUAUCUGCUUUUCGCAGUGGACUUCGAUGCUUGACCUGGUGGAGACUUUGUUCCGAAGAUAUGGUAUUCAGAGUCUGAGAUAUGACGGCAAGAUGGAUCGUGCCUCUCGCGAGAAGGCACUGGCUACAUUCAAGGGGCACGAUGGCCCAAAGGUAAUCCUAAUCAGUACAAGGUCUGGUGGUGUUGGACUCAACCUAGUAGCUGCAAAUCGCAUCGUAAACCUUGACCUCUCCUGGAAUUACGCGGCCGAAUCCCAAGCCUACGACCGCGCUCACAGACUGGGACAAGAGAAAGAAGUUUAUAUCAAGCGACUGGUCGUGCGAGACACGAUCGAAGAGCGGAUGCUGCGACUUCAGGAGGUUAAAUCCGACCUUGCAGAUGCGGCGUUAGGCGAAGGGAAUGGCAUUAAGCUCCACAAGAUGAGUGUGAAAGAGAUUCAAACUCUUUUUGGUAUGAGAACGUAGGGUAAAUCGUUGAGGUAAUGCAAACUGUGAAGUAUAUCUUAUCAACUACCCAAUGUUCGUGUAAUGUGGUACGAGACUCGAUGACGUUUUGUAUGAAAUGUACAUGUUCAAACAUGCUUACGUAUCUUGCCUGUACUCCGGCCAUAAGCAGAGGGGACUUGGCGAGCCAGGGUAGCUCACCCCCGGAAAG
This is a messenger RNA of Pisolithus orientalis, 3389 nucleotides long. RefSeq names its product SNF2 family N-terminal domain-containing protein. Bases 353 to 3199 code for a protein of 948 amino acids. Gene Ontology annotation, cellular component: cytoplasm. NCBI's taxonomy places the organism in Eukaryota, Fungi, Basidiomycota, Agaricomycetes, Boletales, Pisolithaceae. The record is from RefSeq and is a predicted model, not a curated record. Gene Ontology annotation, molecular function: ATP binding; ATP-dependent chromatin remodeler activity. The transcript has 31 exons.